AUGUCAAAAUCGGAUCUCGAAGAGAGCUCGGGGGGCUCCGAGACGAACGUGAUAACCAAGCCCACAAUAUGGCAGCGCUUCAAAUCACAUAUGAAGAAGUGGUGGUCGGCGUAUCUGAUCGGAUUUAUUUGCAUCUUCUUAGUGGUCUUUUUGCCAAUAAUCUACGUCGGAAUUCCACAUUGGGCCGACUCAUAUGUUGAUAGCUAUGAGUACGAUGAAACAGGAUUAGCCAUCACCAAUCCUCGUCCCACUGCUUUUCAUAUCAGCCAGUCAAAGAAAAUCAGCAUGGGAGGUGGUUUCAGCGGCAGUGGACAUCUAUCAGCUUUCAACGCGUCGAUUCGUACCUCCAAUGACCAGGAGUUCGCCAUCUUCCCAGUACCAGAGAUCAAAUUUGGUAAUGGAGCCUAUCUCAACAUCGACCAAGAUCUCGAUCUGUCCUGCGUGGACUGUGUGUCUCAGUUGGCUGUUUCCGCAGCUACGAAUAAAAGCUUCUCUGUAUUGGUUAAAGGAAAACCGAACUUGAAGGUUGGAGGUUUGCCCACAGCGCAUUUGAAUAUUCACAAGACGAUGAAAAUGAACGGAUUUGUGAAUAGUAACGGCGCAUUCAACAUUACUACUUUGGACCCGCUGAGCAACAACACUGAAUAUAACUUCAAUGCCACCAUCUCCCUCCGGAACCCAACGCCUUUUACAGUUGAAAUGGGACACGUCACAUUUAAUCUCAGCAUGGGAGGAUCAGCACUGGGGAAUGUCGACCUACCGAAUUUAAAGCUCGAGCAGGAUAUAUCUAGCGCCGUGGUGUUGAUCAAAGUGAACGAGUCAAUGUUGAUCGACGAGGCUCUACUAGGCGACGGCUCCCUGGGUGUAGUCACAAUUGAUAUCAAAGGCCACAGCUGUGACUACAAUGGGCAGGAUAUCCCAUAUUUCGCCGCAGCCAUCCAGGCUGUCUCUGCAUCCGCCACCGUGGAUUUGCUGAAAUACGCAUCGAGUUUGUUUGAUUAG
This is a messenger RNA of Penicillium malachiteum, 1002 nucleotides long. RefSeq names its product DUF3712 domain-containing protein. NCBI's taxonomy places the organism in Eukaryota, Fungi, Ascomycota, Eurotiomycetes, Eurotiales, Aspergillaceae. The coding region runs from base 1 to 1002 and encodes 333 amino acids. The transcript is spliced from 4 exons. The record is from RefSeq and is a predicted model, not a curated record.